Molecule: messenger RNA, 7682 nt
Organism: Crotalus tigris (Tiger rattlesnake)
Lineage: Eukaryota; Metazoa; Chordata; Lepidosauria; Squamata; Viperidae
Gene: SASS6
Product: SAS-6 centriolar assembly protein
Exons: 17
Coding region: 444-2297 (617 amino acids)
Biological process (GO): centriole replication
Cellular component (GO): centriole; centrosome
Source: RefSeq, a predicted model, not a curated record
UUUCAGCUCCACAUCCCCGCAAAAUAAAAGUGAGUCCCAAUUGAUAUAGAUGUAACAUAAUGGAAUUGGGGGGGGGGGGAACAAAACAUAAUGGAAUUGAUUUACAUUGGAAUCAACAAUAUGUUGCCUUAAAAGGUGUCUUAUAUCCAGGUUUUUUCAACCUUCCUUGAAAAAAAUUAUCUGAGGCACUUCCGUUUUUUAAAAAACUUUGUAUUCUGUCACUGCCCGUUUUCCACUUGUACAUUACUUGUUUUCUAGGUUGACGGCAACAUUUUCUCUAUGCAUGGUAUGCUAGGGAAACUAAGCCAGCCUCCUCCAACCCAGCAUAACUUGCCCUAAACAUGUAAUCACAUUCACAAUCGUCAGGAUAAUUUCCAAUACUGGAUAGCAGACGGACCUUUUACACCGGAUGGAGACGAAUAAAGGUCCGAGUGAGUGUUGAAAUGCAAUCAACAACAAAUCCCAUUCAUAGGAAGGAUUUAGUUGUUCGCCUAACUGAGGAUUCAGAUCCCCUUUUCCUGUAUAAUCUUGUUAUUUCUGAGGAAGAUUUUCAGAGUUUAAAACUCCAGCAAAGUCUUCUGGUAGAUUUUUCUGCUUUUCCUCAGAGAUUUAUAGAUCUUCUUCAGCACUGUAUCCAAGAACAAGAUAAAGAAAUCCCAAGAUUUUUGCUACAGCUGGUUUCUUCAGGAUCUAGUUUAGAUCAUACACCCUCAUUUCUAAAUGUGGUUGAGACAAAUCCAUUUAAACAUCUUACCCAUUUAUCACUAAAAUUCUUACCAGGAAAUGAUGCUGAAAUCAAGAAAUUUUUGGCAUCCUGCCUCAAAUCUUCUAAGGAACAAAAGUUAUUGCUAGAACAAAAACUUAGCAGAACAGAGGAGGACCUUACAAGACAGCUGAAUUAUACACAGCAGGCCUUGUCAGAAAAGAGCAGAGAAUUAGAUAAUUUAAGAAGCGAAUGGGCCUCCAAGAUAGCAUCAUUGAACAGCAAACAUACUCAGGAACUAUCAAAUGAGAAGGAAAAAACUCUGCAGGCACAAGCACAUUAUCAGCAACAGAAUGAGCAACAGAAAAGAGACUUGGAAAACUUGCAUCAGAAAACUGUCCAGCAACUGCAGAACAGGCUGAAGGAGCUGGAACUUGCUAACAAAGACUUAAUGGAAAGGAGAUACAAAGGCGAUUCCACAGUCAGGGAACUUAAAGCAAAAUUAUCAAGUGCAGAAGAUGAAUGCCAGAGAAUGAAGCAAGAAGUUCUAUCCUUACGUCGGGAGAAUACUACCUUAGAUGCUGAAUGCCAUGAAAAGGAGAAGCAAGUUAAUCAACUGCAGAUGCGAGUUGCUGUUUUGGAACAAGAGAUCAAAGAUAAGGACCAGCUAGUUGCUAGAACAAAAGAAGUAUUAGAAGCAACACAAGAGCAAAAGGCAAACCUGGAAGAAAAUGCAGAAAAGAAACAACUUCAGAUAGGAAAAAUGGAAACCUCACUGAAAGCUCUAUCAACUGAGUUCCUUAAGGCCAAUGAGAUAAUAAAGAAAUUGCAAGGAGAUGUAAAAACGCUAAUGAGUAAGCUGAAAUUGAAAAACACAGUAACAGUUCAGCAAGAAAAGCUCUUGGCUGAAAAGGAAGAAAAACUACAGAAAGAACAAAAGGAUUUACAGGAACUGGAAAGUUCUCUUCGAGAAAAAGAACAAGAGAUAUGCAAAUUGCAGGAACAGUUAGAGGCUACAGUACAAAAACUGGAAGAAAGCAAACAUCUCCUCAAAACAAAUGAAAAUGUCAUCACAUGGCUGAAUAAACAAUUGAACGAACUUCAGCUGACAAGGAAGCAAGAAAUGCUAGGGACAUCUACUUCUAGCAACACUGUUUCAAGAACUGGCAGCUCUCCUCAUAGUAUGGCUGAUAAUAGGAUUACGUCUUUAAACUCCGGACUGAACUAUCCCAUCUCCCCCUUGCUAGCUUUCCAAAGUUUCCCAGAAGCAGCUGCUGUCAAAAAUGCCAACCAACAGAUAUCAGGAACAAAGCAGGUUCACUUCAAUGUCCAGCCCUCAGAAACAAACAGAUGUUCAGAAACCCAGCCAGGGAUUUCUGGGCUGAUAGGUCAUUCAGCAAACAAAGAAAAUGGUGAAAAUGUGGGAUUGGAAACAAAGUAUUUAAAGAAAAGGGAAGACAGCAUACCUUUAAGAGGGCUCAAUCAAAACGCAACUCAAAACACAGGAUACAUGAAGUCCUCUGCACCAAAAAAAGUGCAGAUUCCAUGCAAGCCAGCAGCACCUUCUAAAACUUCUGCCUACUUUCCUGGAUAGCACGUUGUAAUUAAAGGUUUAUAACAAUUUUUUUAAAACAAUUAGCAUUUACAUGCAUUUGUUUCCCUUUUGAAAUAUCAACAUUAAAGUAAUCAAGUAUCAACAUCAACAUUAAAUAGAUUUCUGGGUACUAAAGUGAACUAGUUCUAAGAUGCUUAAAUGACUAUGUUUUUCUAUAAUACGAAGUGAAUAUUUGUCGAAUGGAUAGACGUCUAGACUCCUAACUGGUUCUUCUCUAAUAGUCCGUUUACAUUUUCGCAUAUGCAAGGUAUUUGUUUUCAGUUUCAAGUAUCAAAGAUGCCCUAUCCGAUAAGAAAUGGCUUACUGUUAUUUCUAUGCCAGAAGUUUAUGGAAUGUGGGGCUCAAAAGUGAAAGAAUUGUGAAAGGCUUAAGGAGGAAUUUACCUGACACAAAUAGAAUUGUUUGCAGAAUUUUGGAGCUCCAUUUUUCAGAGUCUACAAUUCUGCAGGGAAUUCUGCUUAAAUCUAUUCAGUGCAGCGCAAAUAGAUCUGCCUUAUUGUUCUAACUAUAUAAUACUGCAAUCUCAGGGAGGGGUAUGGCAGAUGGAAUAGGGUAUGAGGCUCCUGGUUCUCCUACGUAUGUCAGCCUAAAUACGCAUAAACUUUCAUACCAUCUUUAAUUUAGCAAUUUUGACAUGUCAAAAAGAAUGUACAGAUUGUUACAAUUGUUUCUAAGUUGGACAUUUUUCCAAUUAUCUAUAGAUUUAAAGAUUUUGUAAUGAUGCUACUACAUGGCCAAACUACACAUUUCCAGCUUGAAUAGCAAACUCAAGGGUCUAGCUUGAAUAGCAAUGGGUCUCUUGGCCAUAAGUAAAAAUGAUUAUUUGAUGAUGUUUGAAGCAAUUUUUAAACACAGUAUUGUCUGGUUUCUAACCAUGUUGGAAGAAAAACAUAUAAACUGGCUCAGUCAAGUUCUUUUUGUUACCUUUGGAACGCAUUUGAAUCCAGGUAUGCGAAUUGUUUUUAGUAAUUUUAAUGAAACUAUUAGUAAUAUUUAGGAAUGCAAUACUAGUGCCCACAAAUCUAUCAUACACAUUUGUUUUAGAGUAUUUUAGAAUGCCUGUGUUGUUGGUUAAUAAUAUUGGCACAUUUUGUCCAGGGUUUAGAAGGCAGUACUUAAACCACUGAUAAAUGUUGGUAUAUAUUUGGCAAGGUUUUCCCUCUGCUGUACAUAUUUUUGUUCAUGAGUGUAGUUUGCUGUCUGAACAUAACGGGUGCCUAAUUUUAGCAUUUAAUUUUGCAACAUAUAUUUAAAUUGAAAUGUUAGGUCUGGAAACUGGUCUGUGGCAUCAUAUGUAGUGACUAAUACUUUUAAGCUGUGAUGUAAUAUAAGAAAGAUUAACAGGAUAAUGUUAUUUUUGCUGCUAUUCCUUUGAAAUGUGCAAACCAUUUUGCAUUUGGAACAGUUGUUUUUGAGAACUGUUUUGAAUGUGCAAUGUUUUGCACUUAUUCUGUUCAGGUGUUUUUAACUCUAGAUGGUCUGCUCACAUAGUUGUAAAAAAAUUGGGUUUCCAUUUGCUAAGCAAUUAUGUUUCAAUAUGUUACAUAACAUUGGUCUAUGGACUGUGGGAAACAAAAGUCUGUACAGUGUCUUAUAUUUAGACCUCUGCUGCCCAGUUUUCUUUACUGUAAAGAGUGAUGAGGUUCAGGUGUUCUUGCCGUUUUCGAUCAUGGGGAUCCCUGUAGAAAAAUGGAUGUAAGAAUAUCCUAGAGCUGCAUGGAAAGAUAAAAAUCACGAAUCUUUCUAGCUGGAGUUUGCAGUGGGACAACUGUGCCUCUAAAACAUUUGACAGUCCAGCCAAUUUUAAGCUUUAUGAAAUGCAGGGGAAAAGUUUUAGCAUGCUGUAAGAACUUCAUAAUUAUAGCUGGAAAAUUUCUAGAUAUUAGUCCCAUAUAAUCUCCUUUAAUGGGAUUUUAUUACAUUCAGACUUUUUUCCAAACAGAACUGCUCCGAAUAUCUUGUAAUUUUUGUCAAAUAUGCAUUUAGAUAAAUCUAACAUAUAAACUUGGUCAUUUAAAGUGUGAACUGAAAUCUCUUCAAUUGCUUGGGUUUAAAAGUUUCAAGAUAUUUUAAGUGAUUUGGAUUUAGAUACUGGCUUUUGUAAUUCUGUAUAUUGAGUGAAAAAUAACUGAAAUCAUUUAAAUGUGUUAUUGCACCAUUAUUUGCAGUGUAAAAUGUGUAUAUUUGUCUAUAAUCUGAAUGUAGUGUUCAUUCAUAUAUAUAUACAUAUAUACAUAUGCGCAUCUGUUCAUUUUAAUAAAACUUUUACACAGAUGUUUAGUUUCUGUCCAGAGUAUAAACUUCAGCUUUCUUAAUAUGGAAAAGGAACAUUUCUGCUAUGGUACAGUUAAGAUUUUAGAAAGUGAAGACUAGAGCAGGGGUGGCAUGCCAGCAACCGGUCCACACAAACCGUGUGGAUACAGGCAGCAUACAAAACCACACUCUCUCCAGUCUGCAGAAAAAGCUCUCCACAGAACUGGUCCCUGGUGCUCAAAAGCUUAGUUAGGGAUCUCUGGACUAGAGGAGUCUUUGUUUCACUCCUGUAAAAAGUUAUCUUUUGCCUCAUAUAAAAGCUUGAGAGGAAUCACCAUGAUAGCUGUUAGAACUUAGUCCAAAUUUCUAGACUAAAGCUCUUACUUUUGUGUUAAUUACAAAAAAGUGGAUAGGUCUUGAUGACUUUCAUAGUAGGAACUGACGUUCCUUUCCUGGUUCCCAUUCGUGUUGGAGGCACCGCUUAAAGCUCUUGUUUCUUGGUAUAAAAUAGCAUAUAAGAGGCGACAUAUAAACAUUCAUGUAGUUAGGGUGCGUUACCUACAAAUGAAGGACCUGCUUUUCCAAAAAUUGCCUCCAAUGACAUAGUCAUAUGCAGGCAAAUUAGAAUUUUUAUGUUACUACCCGGAAUUAAGAAUUAUUCUCCUUCCCCUACCACAUAAAGUGAUGUUCCAAAAAGCUAGUAACAACAAAAUAUACUUAUAAAUAACAAAAACAGGUAUCUGCUGGUGAAUCAGCUUUAGUACUACUUACUAAAUGUGCCUAAGCUACCUUUUGCGGUUUUGAGAGCUAUUUAACAUGUUUUCAUCAAAUUGCCUGUAAUAAUAGCAAGAACAAAAAAACUCUUUAAAAUUUUAGUUCGGGUGUCUGUUAGAAGAGCAGUGCUUCAAACAUCUAGUGCCAACCCACAUAGGGCUAAUUUAUAACCAAUACUUUAUUGGUGUAGGCAAGAAUUAGUCAGUGGAUUGAUUUAAACACGUACUGCACAUGAUUCAUAUCAGUAGAUUCUAUAGAUAAGCUAAUAUUUUUCAAUUUAAGAAUGUCAGUUGCAUAAAAAGCACACUAUACCAAUUAAGUCACAUGUGAUUAAGCAAUAUAUAAUUGUUACUGGAACCAACUUGAGCGGAGAAUAGGCCUGUUAUUUGUGGUAAACCUCAUGAUUUAAUAUGCCUGAAUACCCAGCUGCUCAAAUUAUAGAACUGACCUUAAAAUGUAGUUUCCCACUAUUUUCUUGUUUCCAGAGGCUAUCAAGCAUUUAAAGCAGGACCAAGAGAAUAGUCUAGCAUCAAAUGAGUUGUGUUCAACACAUACUAAGUUUUUCUUUGAUUCAUUUCUGAUUGACCAGAAAAAUCCCGUUGUGUGUGCAUGCACACAGAGAAAAAACUCCAUUCUCACUAAAGAUGCUAACUUUGCCCAUGUAAAAUCCCAGUUUAAAAGCCUGCCCUGUCCAAAUACAUCCAGAAGACUAGAUACUCACUAGAUGAAUGAAUGCUCCAAUUUAAUGGUUAAUUUUCCAUGCUCCUAUCUUAGAAUGAAUCAAAGAGCUCUCUAAAAUGUAGUAAGACUCAAGUAAUUUACAUAUUAAAGUUUUUGUUGGUAAAGAAAUACUUCAGUGCUUUUUUACAAAGCUGCAAAGUAACUGGCAAGAUAUUUUAACAAGAUUUCUCAAGAAAGCGCAAGGGAAGAUUAAAAUAAAAAUCCAGAGCAGACCAUAUAGUAAGUACUACCUUACCCAGUAUCUGAAUUUUAGUGACUACAAAGAAUUAACAUUAAGAUUUUAAUAUGUUACUGCUAGCUUGUGGAAAUCUUUCUCUGUCCAUCCCUCCCAUAUUUCUAUUAACAAUAAAUUAGUUUAUACAUUUGCUAAGAGUUCAUUUGUACUAUAUAUCAAUCCAGCCUUUUUUAAAGAUCUCCCAAGAGAGUAGAAAAAAAACAAAAGACAAUCCACCGGCCUCUUACUAUGUUUCUACAUCAAUACGAAAAUAAGGUUUAAUAAACUUGGAUCUAAUAUAAGCCAUAGUAUUUUUUAAUGCAAUAAAACCACAGUGAAAUGGGAUUAAUGAGAAAUGUUCUAAACAUUAGUUAACACUGGAGAAAGAUGCCUUACUACAGGCUAACUACAGUACUUUGUUUUCUUAUUACUCAGAAGUGAGCUAUCUUUGUUGUAACCUUACCCAGAGAAACUAAACUAGCACUACGCAAUUGGAAUAAAUGUAUGUACUGACCCAAAAAAUCCUUCAGUAUUCACACAAUUACUGCUUUCCAUUUUUCAUCUGACAUGAUGUACCUUUUGUUUCAAGUGCUAAGGCUAAAGAAAUCUUAAUUAAAAUUUCAGAAAGUGUUUUUCUAGCUACAUAAAUUCUUAUGAUAAAAAUAUAUGCAUAUCUAGAACAAAAUACGUGAAAUGAAAGAUGUACAAUCAACUGUAUUGACAGUAUAUUAUACCAAGUAUAUCAUUUUAAAAAAAAUCACUAAAAUAUUCAACUUUUAUUAACAAAGUAUUUACAAUUGUUCAGCUUCUAUUCAACCGUGGUGAAAGUUUUUAAAAAACUUAAGCAAUAACCACAGCACAAGAGGAAAACAUUUUGAACUAUACAAUACUUUAUACACAUUUUAUACAAAGGAACACUUAAAUAAUACAACUGGACACAAAAAUAUACACUUUUAGAGAAAUUCACAUCGGUAAUUGUAUAAAGCUCUCUCCUGUACUGUGGUCCUGAAAAUGCAGGACUACCCCUUGGCUCUGAAGUGUUAUUUGUGACAAUCCUAAAAGGCCACCAUAGAGCAAGAAUUGCCACUUGAAUUACUAGACAAGAGUAUUUAUUAGCCUGUCACACCCCCUACGUAUGGAAUUCACAAAUAAAAUAGUAGGAAAAGCUGAUCAACUCUCUUUUGUCCUUGGUUCAAACCUGACCAGCUAUUCAUCCUGUCAAGUAAUAGAAGUGACAAUCAUGUAUAGAGCACAUCGACAUCAUCAAGGCUGUCAGCUUAGAGUUGAGUUUGUACGUUCAAGUUUUGAGGUCCUUAUGCAAAACAUCCAAAGCAUAGUGGUAUCAAAUUGUAUUUAUGAAGGUAGAGUGUUGGAGCCCAUAG